Molecule: messenger RNA, 2001 nt
Organism: Fusarium oxysporum Fo47
Lineage: Eukaryota; Fungi; Ascomycota; Sordariomycetes; Hypocreales; Nectriaceae
Product: cysteine desulfurase
Exons: 3
Coding region: 123-1631 (502 amino acids)
Biological process (GO): [2Fe-2S] cluster assembly
Cellular component (GO): nucleus; mitochondrion; cytosol
Molecular function (GO): cysteine desulfurase activity; pyridoxal phosphate binding
Source: RefSeq, a predicted model, not a curated record
UGACAAAUCUUGGACCUGGAGCUCAACGCCUCCUCCACCAAAAUUCACAUCUUCUCUUCUUCUUCCCACUGGCUUAGCUUGACGUUUCUUCGUCCUUGCAACUGCCAGACAUUCAAUUCAUAAUGUCUUCCAAUAUCGCUUCAUGCGCCCUGCGCUCGGCGGGCCGAGUUGGCUUGAGCCCAGCCUUUCGCGUCACUGUAGCUCCUCUGCGAGGUAUGGCUCGUGCAGCUGUCGUGGCGAGGCGCACAUCACAACGUGGAUAUGUAUCCGAGACCAAGAGGGACAAUGCUCAGGUUGAGACGGCUAUCAAGCUCGAUAAGAAGGCCUUUGCUGACAUCCCUCCUCCUGAUACUCCCUCCAAUGCUAGCGUUAGCCCAAUGGCUGAAGUCCUGAAGCAAGCAGCAGUUAUGGAAGAGGGCCAGCGUCCCAUCUACCUCGACAUGCAGGCCACAACACCCGUCGAUCCUCGAGUUCUCGAUGCAAUGAUGCCAUUCUAUGUUGGCGUCUACGGCAACCCCCAUUCGCGGACACAUGCUUAUGGCUGGGAGAGUGAGAAGGCCGUAGAAGAUGCGCGUGAGCACGUCGCCAAGCUUAUUGGUGCUGACUCCAAGGAGAUCAUCUUCACCAGCGGUGCCACUGAGAGUAAUAACAUGAGUAUCAAGGGUGUCGCUCGCUUCUUUGGUCGAUCUGGUAAGAAGAAGCACAUCAUCACAACACAGACUGAGCACAAGUGCGUGCUCGACAGCUGCCGCCAUCUCCAGGAUGAGGGCUUCGAGGUCACAUAUCUCCCUGUUCAGAACAACGGUCUCAUCCGAAUGGAGGACCUGGAGGCCGCUAUUCGACCCGAGACUGCCCUCGUCAGUAUCAUGACUGUCAACAACGAGAUUGGUGUGAUUCAGCCUAUUGAGCAAAUCGGCAAGCUGUGCCGAUCGAAGAAGAUCUUCUUCCAUACUGACGCUGCCCAAGCUGUGGGCAAGAUUCCCCUCGAUGUCAACGCCAUGAAUAUUGACUUGAUGUCAAUUUCUUCACAUAAAAUUUAUGGUCCCAAGGGUAUUGGUGCCUGUUAUGUCCGAAGGCGACCUAGGGUCAGACUGGACCCUCUUAUUACCGGCGGUGGUCAGGAACGAGGUCUCCGAAGUGGAACUCUUGCUCCCUCCCUCGUUGCCGGCUUUGGCGAGGCUUGUCGCAUUGCCAAGGAGGAGAUGGCAUACGACACCAAGCGCAUUAAGUAUCUCUCAGAUCGCCUGCUCAACGGCCUUUUGUCUAUGGAGCACACGACACAGAACGGCGCUGCCGACUCCUUCUACCCCGGUUGCGUCAACGUUUCCUUUGCUUAUGUCGAGGGAGAGUCUCUCCUGAUGGCUCUUAAGGAUAUUGCCCUGUCUUCGGGCAGUGCUUGUACCUCGGCCUCACUGGAGCCUAGCUACGUUCUACGUGCGCUUGGCAACAGUGAUGAGAGCGCUCACAGCAGUAUCCGAUUCGGUAUCGGCCGCUUUACCACUGAAGCGGAGAUUGACUAUGUCCUCAAGGCGGUGCAGGAGCGUGUCACUUUCCUCCGAGAGCUAAGCCCUCUGUGGGAGCUCGUCCAGGAGGGCAUCGACCUGAACACCAUUCAGUGGAGCCAGCACUAAGCAAGCUGUGAUGAUGAUGAUUAUCCGUUCAUCUAGAGUUUCGUGUUCAGCCUUAGUUACUCUGGAUGAAUCAAGGACGUUAAUGACGGUGACCGGCUGAAGCGAGGCUCAGUUGUGUCUGUAUAGCAUACUGUAAUAUCAGAGAUACCUCUUUCUUUUACAUUCUGAGGACGAAAAUAGGGAGCAAUUGGUCAAAGGGGCUUGCAAAUCAUGGGAUGGAUCAAAGGACGAUAAACAGGCGCCUCUCAUUCACAUCAAGCACUGGGAACGUGCUUUGCCUGUUGGAAAUGAAACAAACAAUCGGAGUUGAGUUUGGUUUGAGAUCAAGACUAGAGUCGCACAGAAUGAGACAUGACCAUUCAUUAUUGCG